Molecule: messenger RNA, 4652 nt
Organism: Pipistrellus kuhlii (Kuhl's pipistrelle)
Lineage: Eukaryota; Metazoa; Chordata; Mammalia; Chiroptera; Vespertilionidae
Gene: DNMT3B
Product: DNA methyltransferase 3 beta
Exons: 24
Coding region: 616-3267 (883 amino acids)
Biological process (GO): negative regulation of transcription by RNA polymerase II
Cellular component (GO): nucleus
Molecular function (GO): DNA (cytosine-5-)-methyltransferase activity, acting on CpG substrates; DNA binding
Source: RefSeq, a predicted model, not a curated record
GCAUAUUUGUUUCCAGUUGCGUUUGCUCCCUGUUGCAAGUAAACAUGCUUGGGCCACCACUGGGGCUGGUUCCCAGGCAUUCACUGGCCUCCAGAUCCUGGAGAAGGGAUAAUGCCGCUUGGCCAGUUUUUCCAGCAGCCAGCUCCGUGCUGGGCCCCUGGCACCUGGCUCCUUGGCUGUGUACUGUAACGUGGCUAAAGCAGCAAAAGCGGGCAUUGCUCCGAGUGCCAUGUAGCUGCAGCAAUGGAACCCUCAGGAAGGAAACCAGCUCACCUGGGAUGCGGUGAGAAGUGGAGUGUGAACUAGGCUGGAUGCCUGAACAGGCAGAUGUUCGGGGUUGUUCUGGGUUUUCUUGGGUUACUUGGGAGGCAGUGUGCAACUGGGUAGUAGGAUUUGGAAAAUUCUGAGCAAAUGUGUAGAAUCUCAUCCUGAGCUCUUGGCAAAAGGGUAUCUGUAGUGUUAAGAAUAGUGUAGAUUUUGGAGUGAACCAACCUUGUUAUUAUCGUUAACUGUCUCCUAGCUUUCUUUUCCCUACACCCUCUCUGAACCCACUGGCAGCUGCUUGAAGACAGGGGCUGUCUGGCCUUCAUCUGCCUCUGAUUCUCAGUGCUGAGCAUGGUUCUGAAGCUUAGCAGGAACCUCCUAUCUGAUGAAUGGGAAACAAUGAAGGGAGACACCAGGCCACUCGGCAGAGAGGAGGACGCCAGCGGGAGGGAAGACUCCAUCAUCACCAAUGGGGACUGCAGCAACCAUUCUUCCGACUCUAAGGACGCGCCGUCACCCCCCAUCUUGGAGGCCAUCAGCACCCCGGAGAUCAGAGGCCGCAGAUCAAGCUCACGACUGUCCAAGAGAGAGGUCUCCAGCCUGCUAAGUUAUACUCAGGACCUGACGGGUGAUGGAGAAGGUGAUGAGGAAGACGGAGAUGGCUCCGACACUCCAAUAAUGCCAAAACUCUUCCGGGAAACCAGGACUCGGUCUGAAAGCCCAGCUGUCCGAACCCGAAAUAACACCAGUGCCUCUGGCCGGGAGAGGCACAGGCUCUCCCUCCGUUCUACCCGAGGCCGGCCCGGCCGUAAUCACAUGGACGAGUCCCCAGUGGAGAUCUCAACUACCAGGUCCCUGAGGCGGCGCACAGCAUCGUCGGCAGGCACCCCGUGGCCGUCCCCAGAGAGCCCCUACCCCACCAUCGACCUCACAGAUGACAGUGUGAUGCCCCAGAGCAGUAGUACCCCUUACACCCGCCUGGCUCAGGACGGCCAACAGGAGAACUCGGACUCCCCACAGAUGUAUGCAGAGGGCAGAGAUACGGAUGGCACCGAGUAUCAGGAUGGGAAGGAGUUUGGAAUAGGGGACCUUGUGUGGGGGAAGAUCAAGGGCUUCUCCUGGUGGCCUGCCAUGGUCGUGUCCUGGAAGGUCACCUCCAAGCGCCAGGCCAUGUCCGGCAUGCGGUGGGUCCAGUGGUUUGGCGACGGCAAGUUCUCUGAGGUCUCUGCAGAUAAGCUGGUGGCCUUGGGGCUAUUCAGCCAGCACUUUAAUCUGGCGACCUUCAAUAAGCUGGUCUCUUACAGGAAGGCCAUGUACCACGCUCUGGAGAAAGCCAGGGUGCGGGCUGGCAAGACCUUCCCCAGCAGCCCCGGAGACUCAUUGGAGGACCAGCUGAAGCCCAUGUUGGAGUGGGCCCAUGGGGGCUUCAAGCCCACCGGGAUCGAGGGCCUCAAACCCAACAACAAGCAAACAGUGGUUAAUAAGUCGAAGAGGUCACUGGAAAAGAAAUCUCAACCUGAACCUCAUCCCCCACUUCACUCUCAACCUUCACAAGUCCUCCAUCCAGAGAACAAGAAGCGCAGACGCACCACUGAUGACUCGACCACCUCCGCGGACUACUGCCCCCAGCCGAAGCGCCUGAAGACAAACUAUAACAAUGGCAAAGACAGAGGAGAGGAGGACCAGACCCGAGAGCAAAUGGCUUUGGAUGUUGCCAACAAUAAGAGCAGUCUGGAAGACAGCUGUUUGUCCUGCGGUAGGAAAAACCCCGUGUCCUUCCACCCUCUCUUUGAGGGGGGGCUCUGUCAGACAUGUCGGGACCGGUUCCUCGAGCUGUUCUACAUGUAUGAUGAUGAUGGCUAUCAGUCCUACUGCACCGUGUGCUGUGAGGGGCGCGAGCUGCUCUUGUGCAGCAACACAAGCUGCUGCCGGUGCUUUUGUGUGGAGUGCCUGGAUUUGCUGGUGGGCUCGGGCACAGCAGCCGAUGCCAAGCUGCAAGAGCCCUGGAGCUGCUACAUGUGCCUCCCGCAGCGCUGUCACGGGGUCCUGCAGCGCCGGAAGGACUGGAAUGUUCGCCUGCAGUCCUUUUUCACCAGUGACCCUGAUCUUGAAUACGAGGCCCCCAAGUUAUACCCUGCGAUUCCUGCAGCCCGAAGGCGGCCCAUUCGAGUCUUGUCCCUGUUUGAUGGAAUUGCCACAGGGUACUUAGUCCUCAAAGAAUUGGGGAUCAAAGUAGAGAAGUAUGUCGCCUCUGAAGUGUGUGAAGAGUCUAUCGCCGUUGGAACUGUUAAGCACGAAGGCAAUAUUAAAUACGUGAACGAUGUCAGGAACAUCACAAAGAAAAACGUUGAAGAAUGGGGUCCCUUUGACUUGGUAAUUGGUGGGAGCCCAUGCAAUGACCUCUCAAAUGUGAAUCCCGCCAGGAAAGGCCUAUAUGAGGGCACAGGCCGACUUUUCUUCGAGUUCUACCACCUGCUGAAUUACGCAAGGCCCAAGGAAGGUGACGACCGGCCCUUCUUCUGGAUGUUUGAGAACGUGGUAGCCAUGAAGGUUGGUGACAAGAGGGACAUCUGUCGUUUCCUAGAGUGUAAUCCAGUGAUGAUUGAUGCCAUCAAAGUGUCUGCUGCUCACAGGGCCCGAUACUUCUGGGGCAACCUGCCCGGGAUGAACAGGCCUGUGAUAGCAUCAAAGAAUGAUAAACUCGAGCUGCAGGACUGCUUGGAGUUCAAUAGGACAGCAAAGUUAAAGAAGGUACAGACAAUAACCACCAAGUCGAACUCAAUCAGACAGGGGAAAAACCAACUUUUCCCUGUUGUCAUGAAUGGCAAAGAAGAUGUUUUGUGGUGCACUGAGCUAGAAAGGAUCUUCGGCUUUCCUGUACACUACACGGAUGUGUCCAACAUGGGCCGUGUUGCCCGCCAGAAGCUGCUCGGGAGGUCCUGGAGCGUGCCUGUCAUCCGACACCUCUUCGCCCCCCUGAAGGACUACUUUGCCUGUGAAUAGUCCCCCAGCCACUCUGGGGCACUGGAGUGCGGGGGACAGAGCUGGGGCCCAGGAGGUACAUCCCAGGCUCUGUCCUUUAGCUCAAUUGUGUUGGGGCCACAGCAUGGAUCUUGGGCCACAGCCACCCGACACCCUCCUGGCAGGGGGUGCCCGGGUACCACCUCCUUGCGCACAAUUCAACUUGGCCCUCUUGAAAUGGCCAAACACGGUGCUCAUCUUGUCUUCUAAAACUUUGAAACUUGAAGUAGUUAGUAAAGAUUGCUUUUUCCCACCCCCCUCCUCCUGGGUUUACCGCUCAGAAACAAUAGCUAAUAUACCAAAACCACAGUGCUGACUGCUCUCCCACACUCAGGUUAAGGCUGAAAAGUUAACCGAGACAGUGACUGCAAUACUUUUAUUUUUUAAGCGUCUGCAGCAGAUUGUUUCCAGGAGUGUACAGUGGUAGACAUGUUGUAGCUGAGGGCCGUUUUAAUGGACCAGGAUGCUUUUUUCUAGGGCAGAUUUGGAAAUGAUGUCUGCCAUUCUUGAAUUUUACCCAGCAUGUUCCCCUCACCUUAGUAUAAAGGGCUGGGAUGCACUGUUGGGGCCCAUUGAGAGUAUUGUCCACACUGGUGAUAAUUUCAGGGCUAUUUUCCCUUCUAGACACAAGGAAGGAAGGGUCACUUUUAGCUACAUCCCUCGCAGUGACUGCAAGAGAACCCUUUAGGCAGUUCAGGAAGGAAGGAGUGGCUGGGUCAUAUUAUGAAGGUAGGUAUGGCCUCUCACUAUCUCCCAUGUGAGGAGUGAAAGAGGAUGCUUGGGUAAGGACUUCCCCACCCCCACACAAACACGAAUACACGAAUGCACCUUCCUGACUUCACAGAUACAAGUCCCCCAGACUGGAAGUAUGACCCUAGCUCCUUGGUCUUUCUCAGAAGAGAAGCAGCGAUAGCCAGGGGCAGAAGCACAUUCCUUGUAUCUAAGAGAUUGCAGGGGGAAACUGAAUAACAGUGUGACCCUCCUUCCAGAGAUUUUUUAAAGUCCUUUUUUAUUCCAUGAUAAUUCUUUUGUAGGGAUAACAUGAGGUGGGCAAGCUGCAUUUCAGAAAUGCUGUUGUAAUGGUUUUUAACACCUUUUACUCUUCUUACUGGUGCUAUUUUGUAGAAUAAGGAAUAAUAUUGACAGGUUUUGUGGGCGUUUUUUUAAAUACAUUUUUUAAAACUCAGACUUCUAUUUUUGUUUUACCAUUUUCAUAGAAGUUUUUUGUGUGUGACUGGAGUCACAUAACAAGGAUGGGGGUAAAUUGUGCCUUGUUUCAACAGUUUUUUUUGUUAAUUUUUAGGCUGAAAGAUAAGGGAUGCCUAUUGUUUACCUUAUGUUGGAUUAAAAUCAGUAUUUCUCUAUAA